AUGGAGAGGAUUUUUGAGCAGCUGGUUCUGAUUUCUCUUCUGGGUUUCACCUGUGUAACAGCUGGACUCCCUUGCACUCAGAGCUUUCCUUCCCAGCAGUCCCCAUUAACAGCUGACAAAGUCAGACCGUCUGAUAUAUCAGUGCUUUCCUACAUUGGACUUAAUGAACAAAGCACUGAACUGUCCACAGUCUUGUCCAAACUCACAGAACUGAUGACUCUGUUCAGUCCUGGACUGAAGAGUCCCUUCUCAAAUGAAAAAGGCUUUAAAACAUAUGGGUUUACUCAACACAGCGGACUGAUGGACCAAGCAAAGGAAGUGUCCAAAUACUUACUGAGCAAGCAGGAUUCUGAUAAGAAUGGAGACUGGAAGUUGGUGCUUCUCUUUGUUCCGUUGGAUCAACUCUGUGCCUGUGACCAGCAGCAGCAGAUCUCGUCUCAUCUCAAAAGUGUGGUCAAGGAGGUAGAUGGUGCUGUGCAACUGCUGCGCUCUAAGCUGAGAAGGACCAUCGUCAGUGUUGCAUUGUGGGACGGAGGCCUUGAUACUGUUCAAAAAAAGAUGUGCCCAUGCAUGCUCCAAACCAGUGAGGGAGAGCUGAAACUUCAGAGAACCGUACUGACUCACACACUGCAGGAGUCCUUGGGUGAACUGAUGUCACAGAAACAUUGGUACAGGAACGGAGAUGACUUCACUGUCACUCUUCAGGAGACCCCUCUCAUCAAAGGCUUGUCAUCUACUGGAAAGCCUUUGGGAGAGUUUGAGAGCCUGAAGCACACAGAUGAAGUGAUGCUGCAGUUGUGGAGAAACUUGCUGCAGCCCAUGGCCGCCCAACAUGUUUCAGAUGAGAAGAAAUACAUUGAAACAUUGCUUUGCCCCACUGAGGACCGACAGUUUCUGAGGACAGAGGUUAACGCUCCUUCCAGUCGACACAGCAAAGCAGACAAUCCCGUUCAGACGUAUUCGGGCACAGAGAUGCCCUGCGAAGAUCUCAGUCCUUCACCAUCUGUUCCCGAUUCAGUCCAUGAACUACGGCCUGGAGAUAUCAAAGUUGUUGCAGCUGUGGGGGAUUCUUUGACAGCAGGGAAUGGUAUUGCUUCCAGCCCAAACAAUGUCCUGGAUGUCAUACGUCAGUACAGAGGCUUAUCUUGGAGUAUUGGUGGAGAUGAAAACCUCACAACUGUAACAACUUUGCCCAACAUUUUGAGACAUUUCAACCACAACGUGACGGGCUACUCCCUUGGUAUUGGUGAUCAGAACAAUCCAAAAGCUUUCCUUAACCAGGCAGUGCCAGGUGGGAAGAGCAGGGAUAUACCGUCACAAGUGCGUACUCUGGUAUCAAAAAUGAAAAGUGAUCCUAAUGUAAACUUUGAAAAUGACUGGAAAGUGAUUACUAUUUUUAUUGGAGGAAAUGAUGUCUGUGCAUACUGUGAAAACAGCCUUCUGUACUCUGUGGAAAACUAUGUCGGGUUUCUUCAGGAAAGCUUAGACUAUCUCUUUAAGGAGGUCCCCCGAGCUUUUGUUAACCUCGUUGAACCUCUUUAUAUAACCCCGCUUAGAGAGAUGUACACGGACACAUCACUGAAGUGUCCAACAUGGCUUAUGAGUAUGCUGUGCCCUUGUGUUGUUUUGCCAGAAGCCAAUUCUGUAGCUCUAAAGGAGUUGGAGACUAUUAACAGAGGAUAUCAGCAAUCGCUGCAUGGUCUUAUUGAGUCCGGCCGCUAUGAUACACGCACAGACUUCACUGUGGUUAUCCAGCCAUUCCUCAGAGACAUCACUUUACCCAGACUGGAGGAUGGCCGUGCAGAUCGUUCUUUCUUCAGCGCUGACUGCUUCCACCUCAGCCGAAAAGCCCAUACCGUCAUGGCACGCUCUCUUUGGAACAACAUGCUGGAGCCUUUGGGCAGCAAAACAUCCAGCCAGGACUUUAGCUCUAAUUUUGAUCUGAAAUGUCCCGCAAAUGCCUCACCCUUUAUUCGUACCUAUAAGAACAGUGAUUACAUUUAUUCUGAACUCCCUUCAACACCUGAACCUAUUUUGAAUUGGGGAAGUGAUUUUGCCUGCGGCAACUUUGCUCCAUCUGAAAGUCAACCGACUUCAGUUCACAAGCUGAGACCAUCAGAUAUCCAGGUGGUGGCAGCACUGGGAGACUCUUUCACAACAGGAACUGGUGCAAAAUCAAAUGACCUCUUUCAGCUGGAUCAAGAAUUCAAAGGAGUAUCAUGGAGCAUUGGAGGGGAUCAAACUUUAGAGACUGUCACAACACUACCGAAUAUCUUGAAGAAGUUUAACUCAAAUUUAAAGGGUUUCUCCAAAGAUGAAGAACAAGUCCACACAGGCUUCAACAUGGCUGCUGCUGGAGCAAAGAGCUCAGAUCUUCCUGCACAAGUCCAAGCUCUUAUUAAGGCUAUGAAGGAAAAUAAAGAGAUGAAUUAUGAAACUGACUGGAAACUUGUGACUAUUUUCAUCGGAACAGCAGAUAUUUGUAAUUACUGCUUGGAUCAAAAUAAUUUGUCACCAAAAAAAUAUAUCGACAACCUAAUGCUUAGUUUGGACAAGCUGUAUGAAGAGAUGCCAAGAGUUUUGGUCAAUCUGGUAAAUAUCAUGCAGAUGGAUGUAUUUAAAACAGUCAAAAAGGACACAUUGGGCUGUUCACUGCUGCAAAGUUCCAGCUGUCAGUGUAUUAUCGGUCCACAUAGCAGCUCUCCACAGUUUGAGGAAAUUAAACUAAUAAAUCGCAAUUACCAGACUGAGAUUGAGUAUCUUAUUUCUGGAGAUCGCUAUGAUGGAAAGGAAGACUUUGCUGUUGUAUUGCAACCCUUUUUCCACUAUUCCUUCUUCCCUCAAACUGGAACGGGUGAGACAGACACAAGUUUCUUCUCUGUGGACUGUUUCCACAUGAGUGAACGGGCUCAUGCAGAGAUGGCCAUCGCACUGUGGAACAACAUGCUGGAGCCUGUUGGAAGGAAGCAGACAUACAACAACUUCACACACGAUCGCUCCAAGAUUAACUGCCCCUCUGAGACCUCCCCCUUUAUCCGCACUAAAAUCAACAGUCAAGCAUCAAGCCCUGAAAGCACCACCACCACCGUUCAAGUAUGGGUGCCCGCGGUUGCAGGAGUUGCAAGUUUACUGGUUGGCGCCCUCAUCUGCUUCCUCAUUAUGUCCAUCGUUCAACGUAAAAAAAACAAGAGGGGUGGAAACUGAAAUCCUAACUGAGCAGCUGGGUUUUGAAUUUGUGACAUGGGUUUUAAAACUACAUAUUAGUUUCCUAUAAUGACCUUUUCAUUGGUUCCCACGCUCCAUAGCAAGAUUACUGUGAUACUUUUGUUUAGUUUGGUGACGUUCACCACCAGUUGGUCUGUUCCAUCCAGCUGUUCAAUUUCUCUGAAACUUUCGUGACCAACUAAUUUU
Molecule: messenger RNA, 3411 nt
Organism: Cyprinodon variegatus (sheepshead minnow)
Lineage: Eukaryota; Metazoa; Chordata; Actinopteri; Cyprinodontiformes; Cyprinodontidae
Product: phospholipase B1, membrane-associated-like
Exons: 42
Coding region: 1-3204 (1067 amino acids)
Biological process (GO): phospholipid metabolic process
Molecular function (GO): glycerophospholipase activity
Source: RefSeq, a predicted model, not a curated record